UCACUCGAGUCGCGCCGCUGCAAUCGCCAUAUUGUUUGCGGUCUACGCGUUCGUCGGUCGUCUCGUGCUAAUCGGUAGUUUUCGUUUUCGGUAUUGUGUUAGUGACGAAUAGUUGACAAAAUUUCGCGAAAAGGCGGAAUGAAGAAGACGAAGGACAUGUCGGACGAGGACGAAUAUUCAGCGGACGAUCCCGAGGAAGUCGAAGGUGUAUCCGAAGACGAAUGGACGCCCGAACCGGGAGCCGAGGGUGGGACCAAAAAGAGGCCGCAAAGAGCUGCCAAGAAGAGAACGCACUCCGAGGAAGAAGAAGACGAGGAGGAGGAAGAAGAGGAAGAAGAGGAGGAAGAAGAUGAGGAAGACGAGGAGUCGGAUUCCGAUUCAGGCAAGAAACCAAAAAAGAAGAGACAUUCAAAGAAGGAAGAAGAGGACGAAGACGACUCCGAUGACAACAGUUUCAAUGAACCUUCUGGCGUACCACCGAAAGAUUAUACUUCUGGCGCCUUCGUUGUUGCUAAAGCUGAUAUUGACGGAGAUACAGACCCUACCUUGUGGAGGAUAGACGGCAAAGCACUUCUCCAAAAAUAUUUACCUUGCAAAGAGGACGACAAAACUGUUUACAAAAGCACAUCUACGUAUUCUGGCUGGUCAGUGAACAACAAAGAUAAGUACCUGGCAGCACAGGUCACAUUCAAGGUCCAAAACCGUCAUGAGACUAUUGUUGAGUUACACCUGGAUCGGCAACAACAACAAGAAAUUGUCAAAGAAGAAAAAGAGGACUAAAUGCAGCACGACAAGCAUCCUCAUAUUUGUUUAUAUAUGUUUUAAGAUAAAGUAAGGUAUACACAGAGAUGCUACACUAUUGCAGUUAGUAGAAAAGUGGUCUAACGUGUUUUAAUUGAUACCAAGAUGGAAAGAAAAACAUGCCAGGCUCCCGUAAAAUUUGUGUAGACCUUUCUAGAAUUACCGUAUUGUGUACUUCCGUAUCGGUUUUGGUAAUGUUGAGAUCUCGAAAUUCGAACACAAUCGAAUAUUCGAAAACUAGGAUAGACAGGUAAUUUUCUUUCCCUUGUGUUCGAAUCUAAUCACGAUCAUAUUCCAGUGUAAUCACAGAACAAUCAUGUAUGUUCUUUGCCAUUAUCUUUCAUUCUUGUUGCUUGAAUUUUUAUUGGCAUUUCAACACCUCAGGUCUUAGCUGUUUCAGACAGUCUUUAGAACUCAGUGCUAGUGUUAGGCCAUGCUACACAACUGCAGCUAGUUGUAAGAAUAUCGAAAAUAACAAGACACAACACAGAAUUAAAAAAGAUAAAAACAAAAUAAUGAUUAAACAAAAAACUAGUAAAUAACAAAUCAAUUCUAACUGCAAGCAUCUUAUGUUUUUAUUGUAUGACACAGACGAAAGGGACCUGUUAAUUAGUCUUUCUAAAUAAAAUCUUAACAAGCACUUAAAAUAACGCCGUCUUUGGUUGCGAAUUCUUUUAAAGGACACCAUAUCAUUGAUUUGAUAACGCUGCAUUGGGUUGUUCUAGAUUGGAAUUAAUCAAUUUCUUUUCUGCAUUUUUUUUUUUACUCUUGUGACCCCAACUGUGAUUAGGGUAAUCAAAUCCAAGAGCCGUAUAAUUAUGAACAUAUAUCAUCAGCGCUUCUAAUAAUGGUUGAAUCAUGAACGAUUAUUGAAAAUAAAAACUAUUUAUUACUCUUUCACAAAUUUGAA
Diprion similis is the source of this 1711-nucleotide messenger RNA. RefSeq names its product nucleolin-like. The record is from RefSeq and is a predicted model, not a curated record. Lineage: Eukaryota; Metazoa; Arthropoda; Insecta; Hymenoptera; Diprionidae. Gene Ontology annotation, cellular component: nucleus. Bases 139 to 780 code for a protein of 213 amino acids. The transcript has 5 exons.